Messenger RNA from Pyrenophora tritici-repentis Pt-1C-BFP, 864 nucleotides. RefSeq lists its product as uncharacterized. Lineage: Eukaryota; Fungi; Ascomycota; Dothideomycetes; Pleosporales; Pleosporaceae. The record is from RefSeq and is a predicted model, not a curated record.
AUGAGUCCACUCAGCAAGUUACCGCGUGUCCAUGCUCGCGUCAUCAGUGUGCCAAGAUACCCGCCACCGCGUAUAUACCCCAAUAUAAGGAAUUCUACAUCAAGUCACCCACCGCCUCCAACAACACCAACAGGCAUCAUAACACACCCCUUGACACCGACACCGACUCCAUCAGUCCCGUCGGCAUACACUCCCGAUUACCCAACAGCCCCACCUCACCAUAUGUCUCUCGGGACCAAACUUGGUCUUGGCAUGAUACCCGUUGUAGUCGGCGUAUGCUUCAUGUGGAUCUUCUGUCUUUUAUGGUGGCGGCGGAGGCAGGCGCGCAAAGCACUUCUAAUGGGAAAGCUGAUGCCGCUUACACCAGAAAAGGACCGCAAAUCAUUCAUCCCGCCGGUCGAAGACAGCAAGAGAGGAAGCAGGGUGCUGAGCCUAUCUGCCUACAGCACCCAGGUCAGUGGUGGCCGGUAUGUAGGACCGCGGCCGCCCCGUCGGCAGGAGCCGAAACAGAAGCAGUGGCGCGGGAGCAAUAGAGUGAGCACUAGAAUGUCACAGCUCUCUGCAAGAUCAGCAAAGAACCGGUCAGGAGCCGAUUCGCCAAUCGACUCAUCAAGCCCGUUCAAAUUGAAGCGCGGCAGCACAGUACGGAAGAGCUUAGGAUCCGAAAUCUCGGACCUGUGGCCAUCACCACCACCACCAACGGCUUGGGUGAAGCGAAGGGAUAUUCUGGAGAGUCUGCCUUCUUCGAGGUUCGGCCAGGACAUGUCAGGGCAGAAACCACUGCGAAUGAGCGGUCAGGAGCGAAGAAGUGCGGCAAGCUCAUCGAAGAGACCCAGUAGGCCGGCAACUUCGGGUGUGAUUUAG